Quercus lobata is the source of this 1450-nucleotide messenger RNA. Its product is annotated as F-box/kelch-repeat protein At3g23880-like. Bases 184 to 1338 code for a protein of 384 amino acids. NCBI's taxonomy places the organism in Eukaryota, Viridiplantae, Streptophyta, Magnoliopsida, Fagales, Fagaceae. The record is from RefSeq and is a predicted model, not a curated record. Gene Ontology annotation, molecular function: protein binding. The transcript has 2 exons.
GGGAAACCCUCGUCCUCCGAUCAUCAGACAAAAAGCAAAGUUAAAAAAGUUGAUAUUUUUAACAAACGUUUCUGCUUUGGUCGCUCAGUUGCAGCAUUAUCUUCAACCUUUUCCUCUUCAUCUUGUUGGUUUUUGUUGGUGAUUCCUUCCAACCUCUUUGGCUUUCUGGGUCUCAUCCUAGCAAUGUCUCAAACAAGGGAACCUCCUCCUCCUCGUCGGAUCCUCCGACAAAACAAGAACCAUCUCCCACACGACAUCGUACUCAACAUCUUGGCAAGGCUGCCUGUCAAAUCAGUCCUAAGAUUCAGGUGCGUCUCCAAAAACUGGUACUCCUCUAUCGCCACUCCUAAUUUCAUCUCCAACCACCUUAUUUAUCACAAAAACAACAACAACGACAACUUAGCUUAUCUCAUAAAAAUUCCUCCUACUAUUGCUUCUCCUCUUAACAACAACAUCCCAAUCUUUAUCGGUGGUUACGACCACGCAUUUAAUAGGAUUUCCGAGUACCCAAUUCCCUUUGCUUUUCUUGUAUCUUCUGCCCUAUCAGCUGGUUCAUGCAAUGGCCUGGUGUGUCUCUAUCAAUUUAGAGACGAUCCCACUAAUGCUGAUCCUAUAUAUUUGUGGAACCCCAGCAUUAGAAAAGUUAAGAGGUUGCCUGAUUCUAUAUAUUCCUUAACACAUUUUGAUCGGGUUUCUACUGAAUUUGCUUAUCAGUCUGAGACCAAUGACUACAAGGUUGUCAAUAUCUAUCAAAUGCCAGGUCCCAUCCACCGUCGGUUUGAGGUUGAGGCUGAGGUUUACACAUUAAGCUCUAACUCUUGGAGAAAGAUUGGAAUCUCAUUGACAAACAAUAUUGUGGUCUCCCCUUUCACCAAUAAAGCUUCCACAUUUGUUAGUGGGGCUUUGCAUUGGUUGGGAUACAUUUCUGAAGCCGCAUUUCCUUACGUGAUUUUGUCAUUUGAUGUCAAUAAUGAUAAAUUUGGAGAGAUAGCACUUCCUGAUGUACAACAACUGCUACCACAAGGUCUAAUGGCGGACCCAACUUCUCUGAUGGUGUUCAAGGGGAAACUGGCCUUCAUUACAUUGGGUUACCGCCACAUCAGUGGCGUCAUCAACUAUGAAUACAGUGACUUUGUGAUUUCUCAUCGUAAUUCAUGCUUCAUAUGGGUGAUGAGGGAGUAUGGUGUGCACGAAUCAUGGAGUAAACUUUUUUUUGUCAAGUUUGAAAAUAUUAACCAUGUACAUUUCUUGGGUUGCACCAGUCGCGGUGAACUGCUAGUUAUAAAGAAUGGAGUUUAUCCCAAAUUCAACGCCAAACGGAGACGCAAGGAAGAUUGAGAUAACAGAUGGUGCAGGAAACACUUCUUAAUCUACUACUUUGCAAAUACCUUCAUUACAACUUAUAUGAUCAGGCAGAGAAGCUUAGGUCAAAGGCACCUCAGUUUGAAGC